AUGCAUGCAAAGCGUAAUAUACCAGGCAGAGUUGCUUUGAGCUCAGUCUCACUCCUUCUUUUGUCACUUUUGCUUCUCCAUUACUCUUUCAUCCCAUCCUUCCCUCUAUCAUCUUGGAAUUCUCCUGUUGUUGGCCUCGACGAUGACUUUCAUAACUCUUUACCCCUUGAUCCUCUUAUCAAAAGAGAGGAUGCCAAAGUCGAUGUCUUCAAGAAGGCUUUCGACAAGGGCAAAGGGCUCCUUUGUGAUAUGGGCAAGUCACAAGAGGAGCUCGAGGAGGAAUAUGGAAAGUCAAUGGAGUCACCAUCCUACCUCCAGAAAUCUGGCAUAGAGGAGAAUGAAGGCUGGGAAAUAGAGUCCGAUCCCCAGCCCAGCUUCAAGGACUAUCUUAAUGAAGCUCUGACAGCUCUUGGAGUAUCUGAUGAUCUUCAUCAUCAGAGCUGGAUGCACACGUCGGGAGGAAUCAUCUCAACCACUAAUCCGGGGGACUUGGCGAGCGGAACAAGCGGCGAGGAUACAGGUGCCUACUUUAGAAACUCUUUUGCUGUUAAUCCUGGUGUCAUAAUUGCUGAUGUCAAUUAUGCCGUCUCCGCUACCGGAAAUGAUGACGGCAAGAAGCUAGUUACUCAUGUCAAAAAGUGGAGUGAUGCUACCUGGAUGCAAUGGGAUAGGGUCUGCACUGAAGCUGACGGUGAUGUCAAAGAUCUGAAGUACUUUAUUCGUUCCAAGAUCGCGAAUUACGCCACUCUCGAAAUAAUACUCAGGGCCAUCCUCUCCAGACACGAGAGAAACCCAAGAAGAAACAAAAAUACGAUCGGAACCUGGAAGAACAAAAUAACAUUCACUUCCGCAAAGGACAAAGAGGAGUUCCCCGCCAUCCUUGGUAGUCCUAAUGGAGCGGGCGCAGCUUUCAUGUUGAUCAACCACAAGAAACGGCUCGGGGUGAAGACUAUCAAAAGGAUCGACGUGUUUGUUCCGGAAGGGAGUUUCGAAGUCACUGAGACUGAGGUUGGGGAGAACCACGAGCAGUGGAAUGUUAUGAUGCUGAUGUAUAUUGUCAACCCUUGA
Molecule: messenger RNA, 1068 nt
Organism: Fusarium fujikuroi IMI 58289
Lineage: Eukaryota; Fungi; Ascomycota; Sordariomycetes; Hypocreales; Nectriaceae
Exons: 4
Coding region: 1-1068 (355 amino acids)
Source: RefSeq, a predicted model, not a curated record